GAGGCAUGGUGCUUCAUCGGGUCAUCCAGGCAGCUCGAGCGGGGGAUCUCACAUCCCUGAGGGAGCUUGCCUCUUCUGAUCACCUCUCUACAGCCAUCACUGAUGGUCAAGGUGCUGGCCCGGUGCACCACGCAGCCAGGUGUGGACGCCUGGACUGCCUGCAGUUCCUGGUGAGCGAGCUCGGUCUGGCUGCUGAUCCCCGGGCCUUGAACGGGGCCACGCCAGCACAUGAUGCAGCAGCUACCGGCAACGUCCGGGAGCUGCAGUGGCUUGUACAAGAAGGAGGCUGCAACACUGAGGAUAGAGAUGCUGCCGGGGCCACCGCCCUGCACCUCGCGGCUCGCUUCAGUUCUGUGGAGGUCAUCAAGUGGCUGCUUUCUGUUGGUGGAGUGGCCAAGGUGGAGACAAACUGUGGAGCUGUGCCUGCUCACUACGCUGCAGCCAACGGAGACCUCACCUGUCUGAAACUGCUCAUUCAGGAGGCGCCUGGGUGUGUGAACCACCAGACGGCUACCGGUGCCACCCCGCUGUACCUGGCCUGCCAGGAGGGUCACCUGCAUGUCGUCGAGUACCUUGUGAAGGACCGCGGUGCUGACGUGCACCUGAGGGCCCAUGAUGGCAUGACCUGCCUGCAUGCUGCUGCUCACAUGGGCCACCAAGCUGUGGCGUUGUGGCUGGUGACCUGCACUGAUGCCAGCCUGUCCUGCCAGGACAGAGACGGAGCAACUGCUCUGCACUUUGCUGCCAGCAGGGGACACUCUUGCAUCUUGAAGCAGCUACUGCACAUGGGUUCAAAGGUCAUGAAGGAUUACUGGGGAGGGACCCCACUUCAUGACGCUGCAGAGAAUGGAGCGCUGGAGUGCUGUAAGAUCCUGCUGGCCCAUCAAGCCAACCCCUCAGAUCCAGAUAUUGAUGGGUUCACAGCAGCAGACUUGGCAGAGUACAACGGACACUGUGAAUGUGCCAGAUAUCUCCGUGCCAUGGAGAGAAACACUUCCUGUGCAGAUAAGCCCAUCGAGGUUCUCACUGCAGCGGAGGAGGCGAAAGUGAAGCCGGCUGUGGUGUUGCAGCACAGCGAGGAGGACUACUACAGGAGCCUGACGGACACAUGCACAAACAGCCACAGCAGCAGUUCCCACAUGGACAGUUUAAAGCAGCCUGAGAGCGAUGAGUCUCCACAGGCGAGGUGCCCUCGGCCCCCACCUGCUCCUUCUCUACCUUCUGAUUCAUCCACACCUGCCCAGGCCGAGAGAAUGAUUGUCGGUAGAAUAGAGCAGGUUCAAAUGGCAACAUCUGUUAUUAAAGGUUUCAAUCAACCCAAGGCCGCUGGGAGUGAGAGAACUGUCUGUACUGAUAAGACGGCGUUGCCUGAUGCAAACCUCCUGGCUGAAAAAAAACUUCUUGGCGACAUGAAGUCCAUUAAAUCUUUAAAACAGUCGGGAAUAUCAGGAGCCUUCACUGGACAAGCUAAUAAGAUGGUGGUCCUACCUACUGAGGAGGCCAACCUGUCAGACAUUGAUUAUCUGGUGCCCACCCAUGAUGAGAGAGGCCGUCCCAUAGCUGAAUGGAAAAGGCAAGUCAUGGUGAGACAGCUGCAGGCCAGGCUGCUGGAUGAGGAGGAUCAGAGGAGGAAGGAAAACGGGAACAGAUUUGCCAAAGUCAGCUGGAGGUACUCCCAAGCCCACAAUGCCAUCCUGGGGCCCUCUGGUGAGCUGCUGACUGAGGGUGAUCUCAUCUAUCUGGAGCAGCAGAUUGCCAACGUCUCCAUGCAAAGGAACUGUGAAGGCUAUGAGCUGGAGCUGGCUCGACUAGCCGAGGAGCUCAGGCACAUCCUGCCAGCCCCCAUAGUGAACAUCACUGUCAACACGCAAUUUGGGAACUUCACAAGUCAGGUUCCACUACCUGUGUGGUGCGGCCGUAUCUCGGGCAUCGUAAAGAGUAUGUCUCUGCUCAUGACCAACCUGACGGACCAGCCCCAUUGCAAGAUGCCCAACACCGAGCUUAUCACGGUGUUUUCUCAGCCGCCAGACAGACAGCAAUCUACCAGGGGACGCAGGGAGAUGAUAGAGGAUGAAAUCCAUCAAUUUGGGGUGUCUGUGAGGACUCUGAAGUCAAAUUUUGAAGCACAGAACUUGUCUUUGUUGGCCGAGCCUGCAGAAGCUGACAUGUUAACCUCUUCUACGCAGCUUGAGGCCGCAGAGUUGGGCAAGCAGGCUAAAGUGUUGGAGCCAGUUGCAGAAACAGAUCAGAACAGUGACUCCGGCAUUGACUAUGAUGAAAAUGUUGCAGAUGUUCAAGAGACCACCAGCCUUAGAAAGGAGAGGAUAGUUGUUCUGUUUUUAGGCCACUGGAAGAAAUCUGCUUACACAGUGACACUGAAGAGCAAGGAUGCAGCAGAGAGGAAGAUGAGUGGAGGAAACCCAGAGAUGAGUGACACUUCUGGUCAUAGGAGCAGCAUGGAGCAUGCUCAGUCAGAGAUGAUGAACAGUUCCCUGGGACACUUCUUCAAGCAGAGGAGCGCUGUCAACAAAAUGCUGGGAAACUGGAGAAAGAUGAUUUCCAGCGUUCCUUCAAAGCAGAUACGAAGGCUCCACAGGCAGAAAGCCCUAUACUCACCAGAGCAGUUCUUACCCCGUCUGGAUGGCGUUCCUGUAGAGUACGACAACCUGACCCUAGAUCUCUUCAUGCUGGGCUACUUUCACAUCCUGGAGCUGGACCUGCCCGUCGAUGAACGUAAAAUGAGGCAUCUGCUGUGCUUCGAGGUGUUCGACCACGUGGGGAGCUUCCCCUGGGAGAUGGUCAGGGACUUUCAUAAGGCUGUCAUUCAGGACAUUGAGGCCGGGAACCGCGAGUGGAAGGACGGCUUUGAGGACAUUAAAGUAAAUUUCUUUGGGAAGACCGUGACUCAGCCUGAAAGCACUACAGACACAGUGAAACACACCCUCCCAGAGAUUAGACCGGUCCCUAAAGUCAUAGUGCAGACACCUACGCCGGAUGAGGGAACGCUCUACACUGGGACUGACAUUUCCAGUUUUAGUAAUGAAGAAAUUUGUAAAUAUAUUGAUCGUAGUUUUGCUUUUUGGAAAGAGAAGGAGGCAGAGAUUUUUGAUUUUGAGUAGUCGUAUUUUUAAAACAUUUUUGUAUGCUUUGCUGUUAGAUAACAUCAGGGCUGUGUCUCAGACUGAUUCGUGAACUAAACAUCUGCAUCAUCAGUUGUCAAGUAAAGUUGACACAAAAAACCUAAACCUAGAUCCUAAUGGUCUUGUUUACUUAUUAUUUAAUCUGAAAUUUCCUUGUUUGAAUUAUAAUUUUGUUAAUUUUUUACUAUUUAUAAAAAAAUGUUUAUAAUAGUAGCAUAUUGAUCUACCUUGGUUCUAGUAUUGUAAUUCAGCUAAACUAACUGGCAAUAUCAUCAACAAAUUUCAAACCAUACCCAGCCCUAUUAAAAAAGAGUGCUAAAAGUGUGAUUUUUUGUUCUUUUUCUGAGAGUAAACAUCUUUAUUUUGAAGAUAAGUGUUUGGUUU
Molecule: messenger RNA, 3524 nt
Organism: Archocentrus centrarchus (flier cichlid)
Lineage: Eukaryota; Metazoa; Chordata; Actinopteri; Cichliformes; Cichlidae
Gene: espnla
Product: espin like a
Exons: 11
Coding region: 6-3119 (1037 amino acids)
Biological process (GO): actin filament bundle assembly
Cellular component (GO): cytoplasm
Molecular function (GO): actin filament binding
Source: RefSeq, a predicted model, not a curated record